Messenger RNA from Linnemannia hyalina, 816 nucleotides. Lineage: Eukaryota; Fungi; Mortierellomycota; Mortierellomycetes; Mortierellales; Mortierellaceae. The record is from the annotation of a GenBank genome assembly.
AUGUCGGAAAAGGAAGUCCUCUACUCGCAGAAGGGUGCCGUCGCAACAAUCACACUCAACCGCCCCAAGCGCGGCAACGCCCUCUCAGGACCUAUGGUCAACCAGUUUGUCGACAUCCUCAAUAAGGCCAUCGACGACCCCACAGUCCGCACCAUUGUCGUCACAGGAAAUGGCAAAUACUUUUGCACAGGCAUGGACCUCACCCCCCAGGACGACGAUACCACCUCGGCCACCGACCCCGUCGCCGUCACCCAAUCCAUGUUCUCGACCCUCUCCCGCUCCCCCAAACCUACCAUCGCCCGCGUCAACGGCCCUGCUCUCGGGGGUGGUGUCGGUAUUGUAUUUUCUUGCAACUUCCGUAUCGUCCAGUCCUCGGCCUACUUCAGCAUGCCCGAGGUCCAUCGUGGUCUGAUCCCGGCCUUGAUCUCCGAGGUCAUCGUUCCCCAAUUGGGCGCCUUCCGGUCGAAGCAGUAUAUGCUCUCGGGCGAGCGCGUCUCGGCUCAGGAGGGCUACCGCGUUGGAUUCGUGACCUCGGUUGCAGAGGACGAGGCGUCUUUGGAUAAGAAGGUGCAGGACUAUAUCGAUUUGUUGGCGCAGAGUGGACCGGGAGCGAUGCGUGAUGUCAAGUUGUUGGUCGAUAAUGUCGAUGGUCGUGGUGGAGAUGCCAAGGUUGUCCCUGCCUAUGUCCGUGGGGCCUUUGGCAAGAUGAUUACUUCUGAAGAGGCAGCCCAUGGCAUUGGAGCCUUUGCCAGCCGAGAGAAGCCCAACUGGGACGAGUUUGGUCUCGGAGCCGAGAAGCUGAAGUCCAAGCUCUGA